GCAGCCAACCUGCUAGCAGCCUUGCUGUGCGCUACUUCUGCCAUCGCCGCAGCCACUACAGACUCACUCCGCACCACCGACGUCUUCGCCUGGCCCUCAUCAGCCUCAUCACCGCUUCCCUUCGCCAAAGUCUCCUACUCCUGGCCCGCUCUCAAUGCCACAAUAGACUCAUAUACUGCGCCUGCAGUCACAUCAGACGAGACUGUACGAGUCGGAAUCCAUCGCGCCGGCGACUGGGUCGGUGUAUCCACUUCAGGAGCCAACUUCGAUGCGACAAAGAAGCCAGCGCUGCGUCUGUACUUGGACUCAGCUGGAGAUGUGUGGCAUGUUGGCUUCAGCACUGCAGCUGGAAAGUCCAAGGAUGGCUCGCUUGCAGUCGAGAUUGUGCCGCUGCACCAGGGACCACAAGUCGCCUUUGACAAGCCGAUUGUCGUCAAUCAACAGGGCGAGCCAGAAGAUAAGGAACCUGAAAAGUCCUUCUUACAAAAAUACUGGUGGGCAAUUGGUCUGUUCCUGCUCGUCCAAGUUGUCAUGGGUGGAGGAGAUAAA
This is a messenger RNA of Aureobasidium musti, 549 nucleotides long. Lineage: Eukaryota; Fungi; Ascomycota; Dothideomycetes; Dothideales; Saccotheciaceae. The record is from the annotation of a GenBank genome assembly.